Arthroderma uncinatum is the source of this 1569-nucleotide messenger RNA. Its product is annotated as chlorohydrolase family protein. NCBI's taxonomy places the organism in Eukaryota, Fungi, Ascomycota, Eurotiomycetes, Onygenales, Arthrodermataceae. Gene Ontology annotation, cellular component: cytosol. Gene Ontology annotation, molecular function: guanine deaminase activity; zinc ion binding. Gene Ontology annotation, biological process: guanine catabolic process. The coding region runs from base 1 to 1569 and encodes 522 amino acids. The record is from RefSeq and is a predicted model, not a curated record. The transcript has 2 exons.
AUGGGCGACAUCCCGGCCGUCUCACCAGCCUCUGCGGCGAGCUACUACAGCUAUACUCUUUACCUGGGGACAUUUAUUCAACUUCCACGCGAACCGGCGACUCCUGCAACGCCUACCUCGGGUCCUACCUAUAUCCUCUCGAUCAACGAUGGCGCCGUGUGGGUGGAUAGCUCGGAUGGGCGCAUCGCUGGCUCAAAGUGGGAUGUUGGAGGCGAGAAGGAGUUGAAUGAAUGGGCCGAGAGCAUGGGUUGGAAGCUGGUAUACGAUGAUAAGGAGGCCCAAGAUUGCGCGAGCACCGUCCAGCGCGUAAGGGUGAUACGGGCUAGGCAGGAUAAGAAUGGAUUUUUCUUUCCUGGGUUUAUUGAUACACACAUACAUGCACCCCAAUACCCCAAUUGCGGAAUAUUUGGCUCGACAACCCUCCUCGAUUGGCUGAAUAAAUAUACCUUCCCCAUGGAGGCCUCGUUUGGAGACAAGGAGACCCCUGACACGCCCACGAAGAGAGCUCACACAAUCUAUAAUGCUGUUGUGGCCCGUACUUUGUCUCAUGGUACUACCAGUGCGGCAUACUAUGCAACCGUCCAUGUUCCCGCCACGAAUCUUCUAGCCUCAAUUUGCCAUACAAAGGGUCAGCGGGCGUUCAUUGGCCGAGUUUGCAUGGACAACCCCGAUACCUGCCCGGAUUUUUAUCGAGAUGAAUCUACGGCAGCGAUGGUAGAGGCCACCAAGGCGUCUAUGGAAUAUAUUCACCGCCUAGACCCGCGGGGAACCCUUGUGAAACCAAUCAUCACUCCUCGCUUUGCAAUCUCUUGUACAAGUGCCGCACUUGCCCAGCUGGGGGACCUAGCUGCCUCUACAAACCCACCGACUUACAUCCAAACCCAUAUCUCGGAGAACGAGGAUGAGAUUGAAGCAGUUAAAUCUUUGUUCCCAGAUUGUUCUACGUAUACCGAAGUAUACGAUAAAGCCAAUCUCAUAACAUCUCGCACGGUGCUAGCGCAUGGGAUUCAUCUACUCGAAUCCGAACGAGCGUUGAUACGUGAGAGAUCUGCUGGCAUAGCACAUUGCCCAGCAUCAAAUACAUCACUGAGCUCCGGAAUGUGCCCUAUCCGCACGCUCCUUGAUGACGGCAUCAGUGUUGGCCUCGGCACCGACGCCAGUGGAGGGUAUAGCCCAAGCAUUCUUGAAACAGCUCGACAAGCGUCCCUCGUGUCCAGGCUUGUGGCAUUCCAAAACAGAAAGAAAACCGGGGGACGUGAGAAACUUAGUGUCGAAGAAGCCCUGUACCUGGCAACUAGAGGCGGGGCUAAAGUGUUUAAAAUGGAGGAUGAGAUUGGGGGGUUCGAAAAGGGGAUGUUUUGGGAUGCGCAGAUGAUUGAGCUUGGGGACAGUGUUGAGGAUAAUGGACAGUCCAUAGAUGAAAGAUCCACCUUGCAACAAUAUGGGAAUGUGUGCAUGUAUGGAUGGGAAUCUUGGGAGGAACGGGUUGCCAAAUGGAUGUGGACAGGAGAUGAUAGGAAUGUCAAGGCUGUUUGGGUCGGUGGAAGAUUGGUGCAUGGGUCGGCUUAG